GUGCCCUUGCUGCAGGUGGCUCAUCCCUUCCAAGGUCGUGUCCUCUGCAGAGGCUACAGCAGUCCUGUGGCAUAAAUUUGUGUCUCCCUGCCUUUGGGGAGAGCAGGGACAGGGGUGCACUGUGGAAGUGCAGAGCUGUUGGGGAACAGGCAGUAGGGUGGGUUUUGGGGCUGUGGGUGCAGCAAAACCCAUGAACGAUGGCAGUGUGCUCCCCACGGGGGCAGGGCCAGCAGCCCUUGCUGUGCCUGUGCGCCAGGGGCCGUGUGCCAGGGGCCAGGACAGCCCGGAGGCGGUGUUAGGGCGGUGUUAGGGUGGAAGCCAGGCCCAGGCAGCGUGGAAUGCUGGGACAGCACAGGGCAUUAGGGAGGAGCGUGGCCUGUGCUGGGCAGAGUGCGGUUGUGGCGCUGCAGCUGGAAGCAGUAGGACAGGCCAGCGCCUCUGCCCGGGUGACAACUCACUUCGAAGACCACAUCCACCAGGAGGUGCAGGAUUACUAUGGCAAAGAGCUGCAGAAGACAGAGGACCUCAAAACCAAUGCGUGCAUCACUUCAGCCAGGCCCCUUCCCAAGCUGGUGAGAGAUGCUCUGAAGCACAUCCAUGAUGAGGUGGUGGCCAGGUACUACGGCUGCGGUCUAGUGAUCCCUGAGUGCCUGUCAUCGUGCCGGAUUCUGGACCUGGGCAGCGGCAGCGGCAGGGACUGCUACCUGCUGAGCCAGCUGGUCGGGGAGCAGGGCCAUGUCACUGGGAUAGAUAUGACCGAGAGCCAGGUUGAGUUGGCAAAGAGGCACAUUGCCUACCACAUGGAUAAGUUUGGCUACCGAAAGCCAAAUGUGGAGUUCUUCCAUGGUUACAUGGAGAAGCUGGGUGAUGCCGGACUGUCUGAUGAGAGCUACGAUAUUGUCAUCUCCAACUGUGUGAUCAACCUUGCCCCUGAGAAGAGGGCUGUGCUGCAGGAGGCAUUCCGUGUGUUGAAGCCCGGGGGAGAGAUGUACUUCAGUGAUGUCUAUGCCAACGAGCGCCUGGAUGAGAUCAUCAGGAGCCACCAGGUGCUGUGGGGAGAAUGCCUGGGAGGAGCCCUGUACUGGAAAGACCUGUACAGCAUUGCUGAGGAGGUGGGGUUCAGCCCCCCAUGCCUGGUCACUGCCAGCCCCAUCACCAUUGGCGACAAGCAGCUGGAGGGCAUCGUCGGCGACUGCCGCUUUGUUUCUGCAACUUUCCGCCUGUUCAAGGUGCCGGCUGGCAGCCAGGCCGGGCCAGCACAGGUCAUCUACAAUGGUGGGAUUGUGGGGCACGAGCGAGAGCUGGUGUUUGAUGCCAACUUCACCUUCAAGGAAGGAGAGGUGGUAGAUGUGGAUGCUGAGAUGGCUGCGAUCUUGCAGAGCUCCAGGUUUGCGGAGAAGUUCCUGAUCCGAGCUGGCGGUGCUGCAGCACUGCAGGGCAGCUGUCACAAGGGAGCAAAGGAGAAGAUCUGUGACCCCUUCCAGCUGCUGGAGGAGCUGACAGCCCCAGGUGCUGGUGGCACCUGUGGUCCCCCAGGGUGCUGCUGAGUGGCAAGCAGUGUCCCCACACCACUCUUGGAAGCCACUGGGGUGAGAGGAUGUGGCCCCAGUGACGUCUUCCACCAGAGAGCAAAUAAAUAUAUCUGAGCUCAAA
Molecule: messenger RNA, 1653 nt
Organism: Parus major (Great Tit)
Lineage: Eukaryota; Metazoa; Chordata; Aves; Passeriformes; Paridae
Gene: AS3MT
Product: arsenite methyltransferase
Exons: 11
Coding region: 339-1547 (402 amino acids)
Biological process (GO): arsonoacetate metabolic process; toxin metabolic process
Cellular component (GO): cytosol
Molecular function (GO): arsenite methyltransferase activity
Source: RefSeq, a predicted model, not a curated record